Molecule: messenger RNA, 3753 nt
Organism: Osmia lignaria (orchard mason bee)
Lineage: Eukaryota; Metazoa; Arthropoda; Insecta; Hymenoptera; Megachilidae
Gene: Snx17
Product: sorting nexin 17
Biological process (GO): intracellular protein transport; endocytic recycling
Cellular component (GO): early endosome
Molecular function (GO): phosphatidylinositol binding
Source: RefSeq, a predicted model, not a curated record
UUGUAGUUAUUUUAAUACAGCACAAUAUAUAAUAGUAAAAAAUUAAAUUAAUGGAAUAGCAAAUUUACAUGACAUUUUGUCAUUAAAAAAAGAAUUUAGCACGUAUGUAUGUACAAGAAUGUUAAAGAUUCGUCGUUCUACAUGGAAAUUUAAAGAAUCUGUUAACACAGGCGCCGUGGCGCCUACAAGAUUCCAAAACGAAACAUAAAGAUGGAAAAAAUUAAAUGUAUUUCAAAACAAGAACAAGAACAAGAACUACGCGAUAAAUUUAUAAAAUUACAUAUCAUAUCGUGUUGAUUUACAUAACAUUAUUAUGUUGAUGUUAACGUAGGCUUAAAAAAAUGCGUCAGCUGUAAUCGUCAGAAAUAUAGUUGUUGAGUGGGUGUCAAACGAAUACGCCUAUCGUCAGUAAAAAAUCAUGGUGAGGUAAACAGACGAUGGAGUAACUUCAAGAAAUAUGUAAUUACAUGUUUGAAAAUCCAAUUCUCUCUUACUUUUGUACAAUAUGGAGCUUUUAAUACAAAUAUUUUUAUUUGUUUUGAAUCAUUAUAUGUAUAUUGAUUUCAUUGAAAGAUUUUGUUAAAUAAGUUAUAUACAUGUUUAUAAAGGAAAGUUUAGUUAAUUGUAACUUACUAUAAAUUAGUUCUGUUACAGUAUUGUACAUAUAAUGUAUUUUAAUUAUAAAAAAAUAUAGAGCAUUGAUAUAUUAUUUUAUAAAGAUGCAUUUCUCUAUACCAGAUACACAAGAAUUUAUUGAUACAGCUGGUAAUACCUAUGUGGGUUACAAUAUCCAUAUAAAUGGUUUAUUUCAUUGUACAGUGAGAUAUAAACAACUACAUAGUCUUCAUGAGCAAUUGACAAAGGAUUUAAAUAUAAGUCUUCCAUCGUUCCCACCAAAAAAAUUUUUUCCUUUAACAACAAAUCAACAAGAAGAACGUCGUUUUUCUUUGGAAAAAUAUAUCCAGUCAAUUGGACAAAAUGCAGUGGUUAAUAAUUCAGGAAUGUUAAAUGGAUUUUUAUUGAAUGCUCAACAAGAAACUGUAGGAGGACCGUGCAAUGAUGAAGUUAUGGAUAUUUUUCUCAUGAAUGGCAGCAAAAUAAUAGUCAAUGUUUCCACAGGAGAUCAUUCUAGUAAUGUUUUAAGGAAAGUGUGUCAACAUCUUAAACUACCAGACCAAUAUCAUUCUUAUUUUGCAUUAUUUAUUGUUGCUCAAGAUGAAGACAAUAGUAUUUAUUUCUUGAGAAAAUUACAAGAUUUUGAAUCCCCUUUUAUAACAAAUAAACACAUGCAUGUUAUAGGAAGUAGAGUUGUACUUGGGAGAAAUUACUGGGAUGUGGGGUAUGAUGUUAAACUAAUGAAUAAUUCAGUGGCAAUGAAUUUGUUAUAUAUACAAGCAGUUGCAGAAGUUCAAAGAGGCUGGAUUCUUGUUACAGAUGAAUUGAAAAAUCAAUUAACUACAUUACAAAAUUAUGAAAAGAAAAGAGAAUAUGUGGAUUUAGUCCGUAGUUUAAAAUACUAUGGUUAUAUUCAGUUUGCUCCAUGCCUCUGUGACUAUCCUCGUUCAGAUACAAAAGUAUUAGUUGCUAUAGGAAGAAACGAAUUGAAUUUGCGUAUAUUAUCUGAUGAAGGAAAACGUGAAGAAAUGUUUAAAGUUUCACGAAUGCGUUGUUGGCGUAUAACUACACUACAAAAUGGAGCUGAAAGAAGUGAAGAAAAUGACGAUUUUAGCUUAGAGUUAUCCUUUGAAUAUUUAGUAGCUAAAAAUGAACUACAGUGGAUUACAAUUAUUUCGGAACAAGCUAUUUUAAUGUCCGUAUGUUUGCAAGCUAUGAUUGAUGAAUUAUUACUAAAAAAUGAUGGUGGUAAUAAAACUCAGGAAGUAUCUCAAAAAUCUUGGACGUAUGUUAUGAGAGAUGGACAAAGCGUCAUAAUGGGAUCAAGCUCCAAUGAAUCUGAAGAAAGUAAAAAGAAUCAUCGUAUCAAAGAAUCUUCAAGAUCAGAACCAAUUAUGAAAAAACUUGCAGAUAAAUUAUCAAUAGUAAAAAUGAAAAAAUCUAAUGAUGCUAAAAGUAACAUAAGUAACAAAUCUCAAGGAAAAUAUCCAUUGGAACAUGAUGUUAUGGAAAACAAUGCAUUUCGUAUGAUCGGCGAUGAUGAUUUAUAAUUACGAAGGGUGAUUUCAGCUAUUCUGAAAAACAUUUUAAAACAAAGUAUAUUUUUUCUAAACUGCAAUGAAACGAUGCAAAUUUAUAGAUUUUUUACAUGAAAUGUAGUAAAACAAAUAUUUUACUUGUAUGCUACUAUCAUGAUCGUUUUAUUCAUAUAAAUUUCGAAAAAUUUAUCAGUUAUUUUUAAGAUUUAUAAAAAUAAUAUAGAAAUUAAGGGCUUGAAAAUUUGUAACAAGGUUUUUCUAAUAUAUAUACACACGUUGAUAAUAAAGAGGGCAUAACAAGUAUGCAAACUUCAUGGAAGAAUGAAUGCGUCUUGAACGAAACUCAGUUUACGGAAAGUAUCGAAGAAAGUUUUAAAAUGGAUGAAAUAAAAGAACUUAAAUAACUUAGAAUACAUUUUAUUAUUAAAAUCAAAUAUGCAAAAGGCAGUGAUUUUAUACUGAUUUUAUCCGCUUUUGUUUUAAAUAAAAAUCAUUAAUAUAUUUAAUUUUAAUACUUUUAAAUGAGACUAAUUCGUGUAUUACGCUGUAUAAUCAGUUUAUAAUUCUAACUAGAUAGGUAAUCAUUUGUUGGAAAAACGAAUUUCUGCCUUCAGUCUGUAUAUUUUGCCCAAACAUAUAGAGAAUGGUACAAUUUAUGAGAAAAAUGUAAAGUUAAAACGACUUCCUAAACAAAUAAUUGUAAACUGUAAUACAAAAGGAUAAUAAUUUUCUAAUACGCAAAAUAAAAACAUUCGCUAUGGUCCUAUGAAAUAGACUUCUACACGUGUACAUUAUACUCAUAAAUAUUAUAGAUCUCUAUUUCAUGGACUAUUAGAAUCUUUAUAGAAAAAAAUUUUUAUCGUACUUCUUAAUGAUGGAUAAUAGGUAAUUAUAUGGAAAUGCAUAAUUACUUUUUUUUUUUUACAACUUCAUUUCCGCAUGUUGUUUGCAUUUUAGUGAUACACGUGGAAGAUGAACAUAGAAAAUUUUUUACUACAAACGUAUUUAUGCUCUAUCAAAUGUAUAAUUCUGCAUAAGUCAAAUUUAUUCAUUUCUAUUAGAUUAUUGCAACAGACGUAUAUUUCGUAUAUCGCAGUGAAUGGUGUGCCCUAUUUUUCAUCAUACAAUAAAGAUAUCUUUUUUUUCUUAAAUAUAACUUAAUUGUCUGUUGGUUUAUCAACAGUAAAAUCCAAUACUAUUAUUUGAAUAAUGUUGUAUGUCAUGGUAGGGCCAUAUAAAGACUGGAUUUAAUAAUUAAUAUUUGAAUCUCUUCUGACCAUAAUGUGCAUAUUUUCUAUAUCAAAAAUAUGUUGUUAUUCUGUAUUGUUAUUUUCUAAAUAAACAGAAAAGUCAGUUCUGGCUAUAGCAUUUAAGUAUUAUAAAUCUAUUUUCGCUACUUAUAAAAUAGCCCAACGUCAGCAAAGAAUUACUCCAUUAUGUCGUAAUAUCCUUAAUAAUAGGUGCAUGCGUUACUGUUUCAUUUGCAGAACUGGUACAAAUAUGCAUUGAAAUCUUUAUUAACGCCGAAAGUAAUAUUAACGUGUUUCAAAAUCUCAAAUGUGAAAAUCGUUUAAAAAAUGCAUUUUAAUAGAAUAAAAAG